AUGUCUAUAAUGGAAUACAACGGCGGCUCAGUAGUCGCGAUGAGAGGAAAGAAAUGCGUCGCAAUCGCCGGUGAUUUGAGAUUGGGCAACAGGAACAUGAGUUUGGCGGCAAACUUCGAAAAGGUAUUCCCAAUUACGCAAAAACUAUACGUUGGAUUGCCUGGAUUGGCUACAGAUGUCCUCACUUUGAGAGACACGUUCAGAUUCAGAACAAACAUGUACAAGCUCAAGGAGGGCAGAGAAAUUGAACCGAAUACGUUCGCUCACUUGGUCAGCUCCACUCUUUACGAAAGAAGGUGGUCGCCUUACUUUGUUGAGCCCGUUGUCGCAGGUUUAGACCCAAACAACAGUGAACCUUUCAUAGCAGCCACUGACCUCAUCGGCUGCCUCAACUUUGCUAAGGAUUUCGUCGUUUCUGGUACUGCUUCUGAUAAGAUGUUUGGUAUGGCUGAAAGUCUAUGGGAACCAGAUCUUGAAGCUGAGGAUUUGUUUGAAACUGUCUCACAAACUCUUCUUAACGGUGUCGAUCGUGAUGCCUUGUCUGGUUGGGGUGCAGUCGUGCACUUGAUAACACCUGAGAAAAUUAUCACUCGCUCCCUCAAGUCUCGUAUGGACUGA
Molecule: messenger RNA, 618 nt
Organism: Wallemia ichthyophaga EXF-994
Lineage: Eukaryota; Fungi; Basidiomycota; Wallemiomycetes; Wallemiales; Wallemiaceae
Product: Proteasome subunit beta type-3
Exons: 4
Coding region: 1-618 (205 amino acids)
Biological process (GO): proteasome-mediated ubiquitin-dependent protein catabolic process
Cellular component (GO): proteasome core complex, beta-subunit complex; proteasome core complex
Source: RefSeq, a predicted model, not a curated record